Messenger RNA from Aspergillus uvarum CBS 121591, 693 nucleotides. RefSeq lists its product as uncharacterized. NCBI's taxonomy places the organism in Eukaryota, Fungi, Ascomycota, Eurotiomycetes, Eurotiales, Aspergillaceae. The record is from RefSeq and is a predicted model, not a curated record. Bases 222 to 629 code for a protein of 135 amino acids. The transcript has a single exon.
CGGGCAAACCAAAGGAUAUCUGUGCUCUCACAGUUCUGAUUGGCGACCUCGAUUAUCAUGUGUUUCCUAUUUGUUUUUUUCCCGUUUCGGCAUUGGCUUUGCUUUCGAAAAGUUGUUCAAUGUCAUUACAUACACCCCGUAGGCUAUUUGCGAGGCAUAUAGAGAUGCUCGCAUGUUAGAUUAGAUUUAAUUUUCCCUAUUUCCAAUUAUACGAUCCCGUUAUGUGUAUGGAUUGUAUUCUGUGUGUGUUGUGUUUUGCGUGUGGUGUGUGUGUUGUGUGUAUGGUGUGUGUGAUGUGUGUGUGGUGUGUGUUGCGUUCGUUGCGUUUUGUGUGUGUGUUAUGUGUUUGGCGUGUUUCUGGCGUGUUUUCUUUGUUUUGUGACUUGUUUUCUGCUCCUCUUUCGUUUCUUUCAAUUUCUUUUCUUGGGAGUUAUUGGGAUUGGAAGGACACUGGGAUUUGGGAUUUGGGAUUCAGGAUUUGGGAAGGGAAACUGGCGUUGAAGGGACAGCCGGAAGGCUACCCAUUUUUGGGCGGGACUGGAAUUCCCCCAACUUUAUACCCCUGGGACAACAACUUGGCAACGACGACUACAACGACGACUACAACGACUAUUACAAUCUGUGGUUGAUGGCCCUGCUGCUAGCAGCAAUCAACUUACCAAUCAAUAUAAUCAUUAUUUCUUCAGACUUAUG